Messenger RNA from Brenthis ino (lesser marbled fritillary), 3414 nucleotides. Lineage: Eukaryota; Metazoa; Arthropoda; Insecta; Lepidoptera; Nymphalidae. The record is from the annotation of a GenBank genome assembly.
AUGUUUACAAAUUAUUGUAUACCAAAGGUUUUUCAUCUAGUUUUAAUAAUCGUUUUUUUAGUGAAAGAUAUAAAUGGUCUGGUGCUUCGAGCGUACAUAUCCCAGCACGGGCUUCACGGCGAAAUCGAAUUCUCUUACAAAAAUGAAUCACUCAUCAAUAUACGAACCAACUUGAAACCAACUUUACAAUAUCCCGACGGAGUCUGGCGCUGGACAAUACACGAGUAUGCGGUAGACUAUAGGGACUUAUCCAAUGAGAGAUGCUCUGAAGCGAGCCUUGGGAAGGAGCUAAUAGAUCUCACAGAAGAAUUAGGUUAUUUGAUAAUACCCGGCAAAGACCACGCUGAAUAUGAAAGCACAAAUACCUUGACCGGUCCUAUGGGCUUAUGGGGAAAAAGCAUAGUGCUAGAAACAGCUGAGCGUGAUAGAGUCAUAUGUGCAUCUAUUUUUGCUACUAAUAAAUCUCAUGAACAAUACGCCCAGGCAAGAUUUACAGCUCCCAUUGCGGGUACUCUAAACUUUAAAUGGCUCUAUACUAGUGAUUUCGAAGAUUCCUACAUCCAAGCUAAUUUGUAUCACACAAAGGCAGUGAAACAUAACCUUGGAUACACAACGCAUAAGUGGAAAUUAUUCGUGACCGAUAUAUUUGAUUCAGACAAAGGCAGCCACGAAGACAACUGUAACGUGCUUCAGCUUGUAUUUGAUCCCGAUAAUAGUGGAGAUGGUAUGAGUGUGGGAGACCUGGACAGCCGUUUCGGUCUCAUAAAGGUUGCUACAGAUGCCAAUCAGAUGAAUACCAGGACAUUGUAUAAGGACGAGGUGCUAAAUAUUUUAAGGAGUGACAUGAAGACAACCAAGCGUAAUCUAUAUGUGGUGAUUUUUGAUGCCAGACAUGUUGAUAGCUUUUUGGCAUGUGCUAAGUUAAGACCAUUACAAACAAAAAAUAUGAAGGCAAUUAUUAACAUGGAUGGCAUAAAAGGAACUGUAGAAUUUACCCAAACGACACCCUUCGACCCGACGUGGGCCAAUUUUCAGUUAGGUGCUUCUAACCAGGACUAUGAGUCUAACCUUCGCUUUGUCGGCUCCAUGCUGCAGUACAGCAUUAGGGAGCUGCCUCCGAAGCUACUAGAUCCUAGCUUGUAUAAGAGCAUCUGUAACACCACAGGCCACUUGUAUAACCCCAGUGAAGUUGACUUGAAGAAUCUGCCACCAGCAGGCAUGGGCACGCAAGAUCAGUAUCCAGUCGGGGAUCUGUUAGGGAAGUACAAAGAUCGUACUGAAUAUCUAAACCAUAAGUACCUACUGCCUGGUCUGGCCAACGAGCUGAGCGGCACGUACUGGGACGUCUUCCUGCCGCUGAGUGGACGGCACAGUGUGAUGCAUAGAGCGCUGGUUCUAACUAGGAGAGAGCCAAAACACGAACUCUGCGGAACAAUCCUCUCGUACGAGCACGGCACGGAGUACCAGACGCAGAUGAGUUCAGCGCAGGCCAUCUUUAGAUACCCGCUCGUCGGAAGAGUUAUAUUCCGGCAGCCUCUGGAGCGCCCGUGGGAAGAUACUACCAUUAUUAUAGAGAGUAUGGUGCACGCAGACGGCGCAAGUGUAAACAAUACUUUCGAGCAUCGUUGGGCGAUACACGAACACCCCCCAGGGAAGGACUACUACAACUGGACGGCUCGGUGUCUCAGCGCGGGCGCUGUGCUGCAGCAGCCCGGCCUGGACGCCGACGCUCGCCAUCCGGAGCAAUACUGCAGGCAAGGGUUGGAGGGACUCUGCAAGCUUGGUGAUCUUAAUACUAGACACGGCAUGCUAUCGAUAGCCGGUAAGAAAGUGGACAGUGCGCGCCUCACGCGUCGCCUGUUCACCGACACGGCCAUCGCGCUGUCCGGGAGGCGCUCGGUGUUGCGACGCUCGCUCGUCAUAUACGACGACCACGGGCCGGUGGCGCGGGGAGAGCGCCUGGCUUGCUCCAUUGUAAACGGUCUUCACCGUCGCAAAGCAGUGGUCCGUGAUUGGUUCGGCAACGGUUUCGAUGUGGCGCUGAAAGGGAAGAUAGAGAUGACUCAACAGUCGGAGUACGACAUCACCAACGUGCAGGUGACUCUGGAGGGGCUGGACAAUGAUAUACGCAAUUAUAAAAUACAUAUGGCUCCUGUAGAAAAGGAACUAGAAUUCCCGUGCGAAAAGACCACCAUCUACGACACGUAUAAUCCUUUCCAUGUCGAUAAAUCUUUAAGUCCACCGACCGCUGUUGGAACAGCAGAUCAAUACGAGUUAGGUGAUUUAGGAGAUAAGUAUGGAUUAUUGGACAACAUGAAGAACGUUGAUACAUACUACAACGAGACGCAACUCUCCCUGUACGGUCCUUAUAGCAUUUUGGGAAGAUCUGUCGCUAUACAUAGAAAGGCCAAAGACCGUCGCUGGGCAUGUUCCUCAAUAGAGCGCGGCUACAGCCCUUCCGAAGCCCGUGAGAUCCGCGCCAUGGCCUCGUUCCACCAUCCCGGGGGAUUCGCGAGCGGGUACAUACGUAUGACGCAGCUCAUACACAAUGAUGGGAGUACCAGUGAUACGGUGAUAGAGGUGAAGUUACGAUAUCCCGGGGUCCGGGAUACAAAUCUGACACACCACCAUAACUGGGAGAUCUUCGUGAACCCGGUGGGCGUGGACGCGGCAGUCAGCGUCACCAACACGCGCUGCGUCGCCGGCGGGUACCGCUGGAACCCUUACUUCACGCAGCUCGCUGAUCCGCUCAAUCACGACCUGUACAGCCAGGAGUGCGGCGCCGACAACCCGCUGCGCUGCGACGUGGGCGACCUCACCGCCAGGCUCGGCACUAUAUCUGUAGGAGGCGAGCGCCAGAUGUUCGUGGAUAGCAAUUUCCCAUUAGAAGGCACAGUCUCCGCCAUGAGCCGUUCCAUCGUCAUCUUCGGGCCGGAGCGAAGCUCGGAGCGCUUCGCGUGCGCCAACAUCCAGCCCGAUAAGGACAUUAUCAAGUUUGUUAACAUUAUGAAGCCGCCCAGAUUUGUAUUAGGUAAAUUCUUAGAAGAUGUCCGCAAAGUAAUGGGUGUUCCGGAGUGGAUGGUGGGCGUGGACUCGCGGCGCACGCACGUGCUGCACCAGGGCGCCUGCGUGCAGGUGCUGUUGCACUUCACUGGCCCUGAAGCCAGCCGUCUGGAACUGGACUUUACCAGGUUGCUGGCAUCAGGUCGCCUGGAGUCUCCGUCGAUCUCCAUCCCGGGCUACGUGAACCAAAAGCGCAAGAGUACGCUUGCGUACCGACAAUGCUCCGUCACCGACCCCAAUGAGAAGAAAAAGACCUCUUUCUUCUUCUCGCCGAGUUUUUCAUUAUCAACCGUCCCAACAAUCAACGUCGCUUUGGUCACAAUCCUUUACAUUGUGAGACAUAUCGUACUG